AUGAUGCUUUUCAGCAUGUCUUUAGCUGGACCAGCUCUAGACUGGGCACAACAUGAACCGCUUUCUCCAAUCGAGUCAUGGAUCGAUUUUAGAGAAGCAUUCUUGGAGAGAUUUGCAAGGAGACCACCUUUCAAGUCUAAGUACAACCACUACUCUUAUCACAUCGAAGUGGAGCGUGAUAAAGAAGAAUGGGGAGGCAUACAACCUCAUCCCGAGAUCAUGAAUGAAGAACUAUAUAAACAUGUGGAGAGAGACCCUUUCCAUGAUUUUACUUCAGAGUGUGCAAAGGAGCAUCUAUACAACUUUGAGCAACUUUGCAACUACUAUGAUCUUGGAGACAACCCCAAGAAGAUACAAUUGUUCCAACUAUCACUAGCUGGACGAGCUCAAGAAUGGGUGAACUUCAAUGCCCAACACGCUUUCAGAACUUGGAAUAGGUACAAGGAAGCUUUCCUUUACAGAUUUGCAAGAGGUCCGAUCUAUGUUCCGCCACCCCGCCCCAGCUAUUCACAACACCGUCCAUCGUGA
This is a messenger RNA of Microthlaspi erraticum, 528 nucleotides long. NCBI's taxonomy places the organism in Eukaryota, Viridiplantae, Streptophyta, Magnoliopsida, Brassicales, Brassicaceae. The record is from the annotation of a GenBank genome assembly.